This is a messenger RNA of Medicago truncatula (barrel medic), 4467 nucleotides long. RefSeq names its product putative disease resistance protein At3g14460. NCBI's taxonomy places the organism in Eukaryota, Viridiplantae, Streptophyta, Magnoliopsida, Fabales, Fabaceae. The transcript is spliced from 4 exons. Bases 177 to 3941 code for a protein of 1254 amino acids. The record is from RefSeq and is a predicted model, not a curated record. Gene Ontology annotation, molecular function: ADP binding.
AAUUCUCUCACCUAUUUUUGUGUCUUGGAUUGAUUGAUUGAUCGAAUGCAAGAAAAGCCAUGAAAAUUUUCUUUCCAUAUUCACAUUUCCUUUGUCAAUAUUUGUUUAGGCCAGGAGAAUGAUGAUUAACCAUGUGGCAUUUCAACAUUAUUAUCCAAGUCUAACCACCUGAAGAUAUGAAAGAGUCCAGAUCAUGCUUGGCAGGUUUUAAGGCACUCGAAACUCUUGGUGGUGCUAUUGCAUCUUCUUUCUUUGAGGCUUUGAUUGACAAAUUGUCUUCUGCUGAAACUAUCGACGAGAAUCUACAUAGUAGGUUGAUAACGGCUUUGUUUUCCAUCAAUGCUGUUGCUGAUGAUGCUGAGAAAAAGCAGAUCAAUAACUUUCAUGUGAAAGAAUGGCUUCUUGGGGUUAAAGAUGGUGUUCUUGAUGCUCAGGAUCUCGUGGAAGAAAUUCACAUUCAAGUUUCCAAGUCCAAACAGGAAGCAGCUGAAUCUCAGACAAGCUCUACUAGAACCAACCAGCUAUUGGGUAUGUUAAAUGUCUCUCCUAGUUCAAUUGACAAGAAUAUAGUAUCUAGGUUGAAAGAGAUAGUUCAAAAACUUGAAUCGCUUGUGAGCCUGAAAGAUGUACUUCUUCUGAAUGUUAAUCAUAGUUUCAAUGCUGGGUCACGGAUGUUGAUGUCUCCAAGUUUUCCUUCUAUGAAUUCUCCUAUGUAUGGGAGAAAUGAUGACCAAAAAACUCUCUCUAAUUGGCUCAAAUCGCAGGAUAAGAAGCUCUCCGUUAUUUCAGUGGUAGGUAUGGGUGGGAUAGGGAAGACCACCCUUGCCCAACAUUUGCACAAUGAUCCUAUGAUAGUGGAAAGGUUCGAUGUUAGAGCAUGGGUAAAUGUGUCUCAGGAUUUUGAUGUUUGUAGAAUUGCAAGGGUGAUUCUAGAAUCAAUCACUGGUUCAUUCAUUCAAACUACAGAUCAGAGUAUUCUUGAGAAAAAGUUGAAGGAACAACUCAUCGGGAAGAAAUUCUUCAUUGUUUUGGAUAAUGUUUGGAUUGAAGAUGAGAUGAAAUGGGAAAAUUUUGAGACUCCGUUUAGUUAUGGGGCACAGGGAAGUAAAAUCCUUGUCACUACGCGCAGUGGAGAAGUCGCGUUGGUCACGGCAUCAGAUCAAAUCCAUCAAUUACACCAUCUGGAUGAAGAAGACUCCUGGACAUUGUUUGCGAAACAUGCAUUUCAUGGCUUUGAUGAUUCUUAUGCUGUCUCCUGGACGAAGAAGACUACCCUCCAUGAGCAGAUUGGUAAGAAGGUGGCUGACAAAUGCAAAGGAUUACCUCUGGCCUUGAUAGCCAUCGGAGAUCUCUUGUGCAUAAACUCAUCAUUGCUGCAAUGGGAGAAGAUAUCGGAAAGCGAUGCAUGGGAUUUAGCAGAAGGGACCGGAAUUGUCCCUGCAUUAAUGGUAAGCUAUCAAAACCUUCCCACUCACCUAAAGAAAUGCUUUGAGUACUGUGCCUUGUUUCCGAAAGGUUAUCUUUAUGAGAAAGAUCAUCUAUGUCUAUUGUGGAUGGCUGAAAAUUUGAUUCAACACCCUCGACAAUAUAUGAAGAGUAUGAAGGAAGUUGCUGAAUCUUACUUCAAUGAUUUGAUUUUGAGAUCAUUUUUCCAGCCGUCAACAAAGUAUAGAAAUUAUUUUGUCAUGCACGACCUACAUCAUGACUUGUCAAACUCUAUAUUUGGGGAAUUUUGCUUCACGUGGGAAGACAGAAAAUCAAAGAACAUGAAAAGCAUAACUCGUCAUUUUUCAUUUUUAUGUGAUGAACUAGGAUGUCCGAAAGGACUAGAGACCUUGUUCGAUGCGAAGAAGUUGCGCACAUUCCUACCGUUGUCUAUGACUUGUUAUGAAUAUCAAUGGUUAUUGUGCUUUAACUCUAACAAAUUACUGCUUUCAGAGCUCUUCUCCAAGUGCAAGAGGCUGCGUGUCUUAUCUUUGUGUGGGUGUAUGGAUAUGAUUGAGUUACCGGAUAACAUAGGCAAUCUUAAACAUCUCCAUCACCUCGACCUUUCUCGUACUAAAAUAAGUAAACUUCCGGAUACAUUGUGCUCACUUCAUUACUUGCAAACAUUGAAGGUCAGGGACUGUCAAUUUCUUGAAGAGUUGCCUAUGAAUUUGCACAAACUCGUGAACUUGUGUUAUCUCGAUUUUAGUGGAACAAAGGUAACAGGGAUGCCAAAGGAAAUGGGAAAGCUGAAAAAUCUUGAAGUACUGAGUUCUUUUUAUGUAGGCGAGGGAAACGAUUCUAGUAUACAACAGUUAGGAGAUUUAAAUUUACAUGGAAAUCUUGUAGUUGCAGACCUGGAAAAUGUUAUGAAUCCGGAGGAUUCAGUUUCAGCAAAUUUAGAGAGUAAGAUAAACCUUCUGAAACUAGAAUUAAGAUGGAAUGCAACUCGCAACAGUUCACAAAAAGAAAGGGAGGUGCUCCAGAACCUAAAACCUUCUAUACAUUUGAAUGAGCUCUCAAUUGAGAAGUAUUGUGGUACGUUAUUCCCACAUUGGUUUGGAGACAAUUCACUGUCAUGUCUGGUAUCCUUGAAGUUAAGCAAUUGUGAAAACUGUAUUUUGCUUCCUUCACUUGGAGUUAUGUCAUCACUCAAGCACCUUCGGAUUACCGGACUCUCUGGAAUAGUGGUGAUUGGUAUGGAGUUUUAUAGGGAUGGGAGAAGCUCUACUGUAUCUAUUCCAUUUCCAUCCUUGGAAACCUUAACUUUUAAGGAUAUGAAUGGAUGGGAAAAAUGGGAAUUUGAAGUUGUUGGGGGGGUUGUUUUUCCACGUCUAAAAAAGCUUUCUAUAAUGCGAUGUCCAAAUCUGAAAGACAAAUUACCAGAGACACUUGAAUGUUUAGUGAGUCUGAAAAUUUGUGAUUGCAAACAGCUCGUGACUUCUGUUCCAUUCUCUCCAUCAAUCAGUGAACUACGUCUCACCAAUUGUGGAAAAUUGAAAUUUAAUUAUCAUUUAUCCACUCUGAAAUUUCUUUACAUUCGUCAAUGUUACAUCGAAGGAUCCUCCGUGGAUUGGACCGGGCAUACAUUAUCUGAAUGUGGUACCAACAUUAAAUCGUUGAAAAUUGAAGAUUGCCCAACUAUGCAUAUUCCCCUAUGCGGAUGCUACAGUUUCCUUGUAAAAUUGGACAUCACCAGUAGCUGCGACUCUCUAACAACAUUCCCGCUGAAUCUGUUCCCAAAUCUUGAUUUUCUCGACCUUUAUAAGUGUAGUAGUUUUGAAAUGAUUUCACAGGAAAAUGAGCAUCUUAAACUCACAUCUCUCUCAAUUGGAGAGUGUCCUAAAUUUGCAUCAUUUCCAAAAGGAGGAUUGUCUACACCAAGGCUGCAACACUUUGAUAUUUCCAAAUUGGAGAAUUUAAAAUCACUUCCUAAAUGCAUGCAUGUCCUCCUUCCAUCUCUUUAUAAGCUAUCUAUAGAUGAUUGUCCACAGUUGGAGUCGUUCUCCGAUGGAGGUUUGCCAUCAAGCCUAAGAAACCUCUUUCUUGUGAAAUGCUCAAAACUUCUUAUCAACUCGCUGAAAUGGGCUUUGCCGACCAAUACAUCUCUCUCUAACAUGUAUAUUCAAGAAUUAGAUGUGGAGUUUUUUCCUAAUCAAGGGUUGCUUCCUAUCUCUCUUACUUAUCUAAAUAUUUGUGGUUGUCGAAAUCUCAAACAACUUGACUACAAGGGUCUUGAGAACCUUCCCUCUCUUAGAACAUUGAGUCUAAAUAAUUGUCCCAACAUCCAAUGCUUGCCAAAGGAGGGUCUGCCUAAAUCCAUUUCAACUCUACAAAUAUUGGGGAAUUGUUCACUGCUUAAACAACGAUGCAAGAAACCAAAUGGCGAAGAUUACAGAAAGAUUGCACAAAUUGAAUGUGUAAUGAUUGACAAUUACACAAGCUCCGACGUUUAAAAUAAGGCGUUUACCAACAAUCUUAGUUCCCAACUUUAACUCAGGUUGGCGCAUCAAGUUUCCAUAACGAAAAUGACUCGUUUGAUUGACAAUUGUACAAUGAACAACCUGCCGCCUCCAGUGACAAUUGUACAAAUCAAUGUAACUCGUAACUCGCUGGAUUAUCAGUAGUACAUGACAAACUCGCAGGAAUUUUAUGCGAAGAAAGGGACACCAAAAAAAUGGUGGUGAAGUGCUAAAGUUCUGGGAAUUAAGAAGACAAAGGUACAAAAGUUCAUUGCAGUUCUAAUACAGAUUUCCAUGAAACUUCUCAAGAGGUCUCCUUGGCUGCACAAGACAUCAAAUAUUUUUUCUAAAUAGAUAAUUGCUUUGUGGUUUUAAAUAUGUGAGUAUUUUCUUGGUAAAAUAUUUCACAGAUUAAUAACAAUCCUUAAUGUACAAGAAAUUGAUUGUGCCCUUGGAAUCUUGUUUCAAGUAUAUUAUUUUCCAACAAUCUUGAGAGUUGAUCUCUUCUUCUAAUCAUAGA